AUGGCCUCCUCUCGUGUCUUUGCCUCUCGCCUGGCCUCCCAGAUGGCCGCAACCACCAAGGUUGCCCGCCCGGCCGCCCGUUUCGCUGCCCCCAAGCGUACCUUCACCACCCAGCGCAAGACCGCUAUCCCCAUGACCCCCUUCCAGACCGUCAAGCGCCAGCAGCCUUCCAUGAUCCAGGCCAACGCUCGCCAGGUCUUCGCCAACGUCCAGGCCCGCCGCCAGUACUCCUCUGAGAUCGCCGACGCCAUGGUCCAGGUCUCCCAGAACAUGGGUAUGGGUUCCGCCGCCAUUGGUCUUGGUGGUGCCGGUAUCGGUAUCGGUCUCGUCUUCGGUGCCCUCCUCCUCGGUGUCUCCCGCAACCCUGCCCUCCGUGGCCAGCUCUUCUCCUACGCCAUUCUUGGUUUCGCCUUCGUCGAAGCCAUUGGUCUGUUCGACCUGAUGGUUGCUAUGAUGUGCAAGUACGUUUAA
Messenger RNA from Aspergillus pseudonomiae, 471 nucleotides. Its product is annotated as ATP synthase subunit C family protein. Gene Ontology annotation, molecular function: proton transmembrane transporter activity. Bases 1 to 471 code for a protein of 156 amino acids. Gene Ontology annotation, biological process: proton motive force-driven ATP synthesis; proton transmembrane transport. The record is from RefSeq and is a predicted model, not a curated record. NCBI's taxonomy places the organism in Eukaryota, Fungi, Ascomycota, Eurotiomycetes, Eurotiales, Aspergillaceae. The transcript has a single exon.